GUUUCCCAAGAGCAGAUAAUUGGGAAUUCGGAACUUCUCUGCAUAUUGCACGUGAAGCUCUCCUGACGCAUUCUUAACCAGCUGGAACAUAUAUAUGCUUUCUCUCGAUUUUUAUAACCUCCCGGAAAAUCGGCGUCGUUUUCCGUAGAUGUGUCAUCACCACAGCAGUUUGUAUUAUGAGGUCUAUGGCAUCAGGUGACGACCAGUAUUCGGCUGGAUUUAGCGUUGGCUCCUGUGCUACUCGUAUUCACGAUGGCUUGCCGCAGAAACCCACCUACCAUUUCGAGUUGCCUGCAUGCUUGAGCUCUUUAUCUCCGUCUGUGAAUCGUCCAACGCACAAACUCGUUUGGUACCAACAACAGGAAAUUGCCGAACUAUUACUGGGUGCUGCACUUAAUCAGGACUGGUUGUCUUCGUUUGUGAAUGUUAGGCCUCCAAACGGUACUGUGCUUUUUUACCGACGUGACACGGCCAAUUUGGCGCGAAAACAAGAUGGCUACCUUUGGCAACGAAAACCGAAUCGUCGAGCGGUCAAAGAGGUGCAUAUGGUUCUCAAAGUGGACGGCGUCGAGUGUAUUCUGGCCAACUACGCACACUCUGCGCUCCUGUCAACAUUCCACAGACGCACAUACUCUCUUCGAUAUAGUCCAUCGAUUGUGCUGUUCCAUUACCUGAAUGUUCCAUCAAUUACGGCCAAUGACAAGCUGUGUCUACCCAUUCCGAUGUUCGACGAAGAGAAUCGAGCUGCCCUGACUAGAACUUUCAUUGUCCAGCAACUCCUCCCCAUGUUUUCUGGUUUUCCAACGCUCGUUUCGCGACCAGAUUCAAACCGCCGUUUGCACUUUGAUAUUCGAGGUAUCUUGACAACUUUAUCGGCAGUGAUUUCGCACCAAUCUGAAAAGAUCAAACCUCCGGUUGCAGGACGCUCUUGUUCCCGUACCACCUACCUUUUCAUACAUCCUACUCUCUUGGAGACCCCCUCCUCGAUGUUAUCAUCGGACAACACCAGUAAAUACAGAUUACAGACUAUGAAUGGAGACGUUUCUGACCCUUCCUCCAUUCACGCCUGCGGGAACCCAGUCAGGCAGGCUACCGCCGGUUGCAGUAUAACAGAGAAAGAUAAGAAAAAUCCUGCUUCUGAGUAUGUACGGUCAGAUUUCACAGAUUCCUGGACUGAUCGUUUCACCGAUUCGUUCCCAAACGAAGGGGAUAAGAUAUAUAUUGUGAACCUUCCGGGGCGUCGGAGUGUUUCAAAAUCAGGCGCGAAUUCUGAAUUCCAACCGGAUUCGGCAGCUACUGAGUCUUCCGCAAUCAGCCGGUUUGCAUCAGCCGUUGAAGAUGGCGAAUAUGAAGUUGUAACAAGCGAGUUCGACAGUCGUGAAACGGAACUUUUGUUUGGCGUUUUGCCGUCGGACCGUAGGUCCGAAGAAUUACCAAGCAAUGCGUUCUCGGCGAACCAAGAUUUGUUGCACAACAGCGAUUCGGACAAACCCACAUCUCAGUCACCUGACUUAUCUCAGUCUUGCAAAAGCACAGAUUUGUUCAAUUGGUUAUCGGAACAGCAGCUCCACAAUGGCGAAACGAUCUGUGCGAGUUUUUUCCCAGAAACGUUUUCGAGCGAGUUAGGCCAAAUCGAUACAGAUGAGUUCUGGACGGAUUUUCUGCCUGACGAUCAGUUUAGUUUCGGCGAAGAUGAGCGACAACCAAGUGAGGAAUUAUGCGAACCGGACUACGCCUCUGACCCACUAUCACAUAUUGAUAUCGGGACCCCUGCUCCAACGAUAGAAGCGGUGGAAACGUCACUUUCCCCACCAAAACAAUCUUGUCCAGUGGUAGACGCGCGCGAUGUUUUCCCGCACUCUCUCAGUGACCGAAUCGAUAAUGAUCGAAUCUUUCAGUCAAGUUUCUCCACGGUCGUCGAACACCGGGACGCACAGGACCCUUGUGAAAAUGACUCAUUGCCGACUGGUUCAAUGAAUCGCACCCCAGAUGACGUUAGGAUGCAUACUCAUUCGUCCGAAGAUGACUUGGUUGAUGAAAUAAAGCCUGAUGAUUUAUGGGACCUCCGAAUCCCAGUCGCUCGUGCCCAGUGGGAGCUCGUCCACUGCUUUAGUUCUGCUACUGCACCAUUACGCUCCUCAUUGGCCGCUUCGGACGAGUUUAUCCUUGUUUUGGAUAACCACGGCGGAGAUGCUGCAUCUGGCGAUCAGGGAGGAGAUCUAGAAUCCGACUCCUUCGAUGCUGAUGGGGUUGUUUAUACCAGUUCUCCGAGGAAAACUCCAAGUUCCCCAACUUUUUUGUUUGGGCGGACCGACGAAGACAUAUCUAGUGAUAUUAAGGAUCAUGGAUCGUGUAAUCCGUCAUUGUAUGCGGAUCGGAUUGAGGAGCUUCUUGUCUCACAGUGCUCCAUUUGGAUGUUCGGACAAGAUGUACGAUCAGCUAUAGGUCAAGGUGGCGUUUUAUCGGGUGCCACACAAGAUGCAUCCGAGAAUAUCGACACAUCAGGCGAGCAACAGUGGGUGAACUAUCCUCACUUGCUUCAGGCCAUUCAAAUGGUAAAACGCGACGCACAGAGCCUCACUUCGCAUGACUUGCCGCCAGUCACCUUACUGUUUUGUGUGGCAGCUCUGGGAUAUUCUGAAUUGCUCCUCACACUCAUGCAAUGGCGUGUUCUCGAGCUCGAAGAUCAUCAACCGUUGCCCACAAGCGAAGUUACACGUAUCGAGUCACCCGUGAUGCUGUCCUCAACAGAACAAUUAGGGAAUUUGCUGACCUCAAAACCAGUGAUAUUCGAAACUGCUUCCAUAUCUCCACUUGGCUGCGCCAUUCUACACCAGCACAUCAAGUGUGCCUGUCUUCUGGCUAUUUUGGAACCAGAAACUCUUAGCAAACCCUGUUUAGAAUUUGAGCAAGCCAACGGCGCUGUUUCGUUCCAUCCAAAGCAGCUGGCUCGAUUUCUUGGUCUCUCUAGUCUGGAGUAUUAUUUGGAAGAGAUCGAGUUUUCGUCUACCAAACGCACAGACACCACACCCAGACGACGCCUGACUGAGAUGCUGGAGUACUCCCAGUCGUGGGACUCUGCUUUCCCUCCAACUUCUAGUUCUUGUCGGACGAUGGGACACGCUUACCAUGAACAUUUAGCAUCAGGGGAGUCGUCUUGUGUCCCAUUGUUUUCCAGACGGGGCGCUUCGUAUGUCCCUUCACUGGAUAUUUCCAAAAUCAAUUAUAUCAGCGGAUCAUCAUAUCCACUCUGCUCGAGCUCUGGGGUUCAAUCUGCCUUUCCUACAUUCUUACUUGACAAUCCGACUCAUUCGGCUGAUUUGUGUAAUAUCGAUACAGGAGUUGCAGAGGUUGAAAAGGACACCGAAAGCUGCAAUACAGACGGAUCUCCCAUGCUUUACCAUUCUUCCAACCCGUUUAAACCGAUAUGUUCACCUCGACUUCCCCUGCAUUCGCAUCACCCGCAACGUCAAAUAUCUUUGGAUGAGCGUGAUGUCUCCGGCGUCUACUCGACACACUGUCGACCAGGGCCUGUUGUAGAUGGGUUGGAAUCCUGUUUUCAUCGUCAUAGGACUCGAUCUUUUUGCAUUGCGCCGCUUUAUACGAGUGUUACCAAUUUGGUCGAAGACGAUGGUUCACAGCAAAUGGUCUACUUGGCAGAUCGGAUCAUUGAAGCUAUGCCAAGUCGCAUUGUUAACUUACACAGACAGGAGACCUGUGAUCUUUCAUCCUUGCGGCCAGAUUUCUCGGAUUCCGCUUUGGGUAUGAGUGUAUGUGCGGAAAAUUCAGCGAGGUCAAGUUGUUUUCAACCCUCCUUACCUGGUGAUUUGGCUAAACACUGCCGACCCACACAAGCUCAAUGUCGAGAUCUAAUCGACCUACCGCAAACACAACGAAUAUCAUUAAGGACUACACCCGCCGUAGUCAAGCGAAUCCGUACUGAUUGUGGUGAGGCUUCUGGAUCCAUGGUAUCAUUGCCAGGUGGCCCACUUGGUUCCACGAAGUACGUUGCAUAUCGCGGUUUGACUUUCCGGAAUUGUGCCUCUAAGACAAGUCACCGGGUGAAGACGGCUCUUUUGAGCUUCCACCCUCCUCUUGGCACUUCAACAAGCGGGCGAUUUGUUUGUGAUACAGAUGAUAUCGACAGCCUGCACGCAAGAUCUUGCGAAUGUCGUUCGCAAACUACUGCAUCCAACUCCCUGUUGGCCACUUCCCCCAGCUCCGCCGGCUACUUAUACGAGGAACAUGGUGAUGGCAUGCAGCACUGUGGAACCGGUGAUUUUUCCGUUUGGAGCAAUCGAUGCAGUCCUCCUCCGUCUACCGCUGAGAUUGCUGAGCACUUCAAUGCGCCCAGUAGAUUCAUGGAGACCGACUUCAGCCGCCUCACCCUGUCCGACCAGGAACAGAAACGAUUGUACGAAGCCGCGAAAAUAAUUCAGAAAUGUUAUCGGGCAUAUAAAAGGAAUAAGUCUUCUGUUAAUGAACGGAUAUCACAUGAAGAUCCCGCGGAUGGGAUACAUUCUACGUCACAACUUAGUAGCCCUCAUUCAGGACCAGUGGAAAUAAGCCAUCAGCAGUAUACAGAAACCGGGGGCGACGCGCCGUCUGCUUCCGCUCAAUGCUGGGAGCAGUUUGUAUUUACUUCCGCUGAUGAUCAGAGUGUGGGUCUCGAACUUGAGAUUGAAACCACACCUUCUUCUGAAGGGCCUGUUUGUCACCAACUUCAUUCCGGAUCGAACAAUUGUUCGAAUGAAAGCACCAAUCUAACUACUGUGUCAGGGACAGCUAGUACUCCACUUCUUUCUUCUUCAGAAGACGUCAAAAAAGAAAUAGAAGCUGCAAUCAUUAUUCAGAGCUAUUACCGGCGAUAUAAACAGAGGUGGCCCACACGUUUGGAGUAUGGUGCCAAAGCUGUUAUAAAAGUUGGUUGUAAAGAACCAUAUCACUGCUUCUUCGAAGUUGGAGACGCAGUCAAACGUUACCUGUGUUACCCUUUUUUUUACCUUCAGUACGCCUAUUACAAGCGUCUGUGUCAAGCAACACUGUUAAUACAGAACCAGUAUCGUUAUAUACGGGAAAAGAAGGGAUCUGGCGGACCGGUUAACCGAGUGAGAAAAGGCAAGCCUCCAAUGGGGCCCACGAACACCAGACUUCGCAACUUGUGCCAGCGUAGAUCCAAAGCUCAGGUGCCCACGGACGUUGGGGUUAGCUUUCCGGAUCCGUACACCAGCCAGGAUUCUGUCACGAUGCGAACGGAUCACAGCGGCCUAGUUUCUGUUACUGCGGCCCGUACCUCUACGUUGGUCCACAACCGUGCCAGUUCGACGGCCACUUGCCCCAACAUGGUCCCUCGCACCUAAGACCCGGGAUUCGCACCAUACCCGCCACGACGACGUCUUCGUUCAUUGCGCCUCGUUUAUCAGGAUUCGCAUUCAGAAGGCGACGACCAACAUAUGGCCGCUUCCUACAGCCACCUCGCCACACGUUUGGUGGAAAUGUGAUGGGACAGUUUUGAAUGCCAGAUCAUCUGUUGUUCUGGCGAAACGCACUAUCCUAACCCACAGUAUAUGCUCAACUGUCCUCUAAAUGCAUAAUCAAAGCGCACACCUUCGAUCCCUGCUUUCUUUCAACCUAAGCUUUCGAAAAUUGAUGAGUCGCGCGCAGUUUCGCGAUGCUUUGUGAAAACAAUUACCCUAUGGUACCCAUGCAUUUCACCUUACAGAUCCUCUUAGUACACAGACCUGCUGUGAGAUGCCUAGGAAGACUAUCUAUCCCAAGUUUCCUCUGUCUAUCCAUAUUGCCCGAAAUACUGCUCCUUCCGAAGUGAGCAACCACUCAGCAGAACCGUUCCUUCUCGGUUUUACCGAGUGUUUUUUUAAAUGGCUGCAUUUAUAUAUUUUGCUCAAUGGCUUCCAUCUACGGCGCGGUCUUUCUCUGAUCCAGAUUAUUUAAAGUUUACCUCCUCGCUUUAUAACUUAUUCUCAGCAGUCGAACUCGUCCACACCAACUGGUUGCUAACACCUGGUCCCGAUCAAAAUUAUGCGCGUUUGUAGUGGUUGUCUUCUCUUCCUCCGUCCAUGCUGCUUUCCGUGAUAUAAAUCCUAAGCUUUCUUUUUCGGUCUUUCUAUGUAUCCUUUCCAUCUUAGCACUGACUACGAUACUCUAUUUGGCUCAAUUUUUCUGUUACACAAUAAUGGUGUUCGUAAUCUUCAUUAUUUCUUGUGUGACUUGGUCCUACCUUGAACAGCGAGUCGUUGGUGCUACGUAUGCAGUUGAUGACAAACCUUACCUUCCGAUGAUUCUCAGUCUUUUAGUCCCG
This is a messenger RNA of Opisthorchis viverrini, 6319 nucleotides long. RefSeq lists its product as hypothetical. The record is from RefSeq and is a predicted model, not a curated record. Gene Ontology annotation, biological process: regulation of transcription by RNA polymerase II. Gene Ontology annotation, molecular function: transcription coregulator activity; double-stranded DNA binding. Gene Ontology annotation, cellular component: nucleus. Bases 177 to 5360 code for a protein of 1727 amino acids. Lineage: Eukaryota; Metazoa; Platyhelminthes; Trematoda; Opisthorchiida; Opisthorchiidae. The transcript has 21 exons.